This is a messenger RNA of Branchiostoma belcheri (Belcher's lancelet), 1758 nucleotides long. RefSeq names its product growth hormone secretagogue receptor type 1-like. NCBI's taxonomy places the organism in Eukaryota, Metazoa, Chordata, Leptocardii, Amphioxiformes, Branchiostomatidae. Bases 1 to 1683 code for a protein of 560 amino acids. Gene Ontology annotation, cellular component: plasma membrane. The record is from RefSeq and is a predicted model, not a curated record. Gene Ontology annotation, molecular function: G protein-coupled receptor activity. Gene Ontology annotation, biological process: G protein-coupled receptor signaling pathway. The transcript is spliced from 8 exons.
AUGGCGACUGCAGAUAUACAGGUAGCCGGCAGUACAUCUUGCCAGAAACCCAAAUCGUCCCUCUGCUGGCGCGAGGGCGUGAGAGAGCGCAGUCUCCAGAGAUCGUAUCGAUCGAAAAGCCCUGUUUUCCCUCACAGUUCUUCUAAAAAUUUAUAUUCAGCCAACAUGUCGUGCGCGGAGAACGGGUCUCUGUGCAGCCCGGACUACCCAGACAUGAUGCUUGGUACGAGGGAGGACUACCUGUCGGAGGGCGCGCUGAUAGCGGUGACUGUGAUCUACGCCGCGGUGUUCCUGGUCGGCGUGCUGGGCAACGUGGCCGUCGGCCUGGCGGUGUGGGGAAGACGGGAGCUGCGGAAGCCGACGAAUUACUUCCUGGUGAACCUGAGCGUGGCUGACCUGCUGCUCCUACUGGUGUGCAUGCCGACCGCCCUGCUGGAGACAUGGGUCCCCAUGCCCUGGCUGCUGGGGGAGGUCAUGUGUAAGCUGGUGCCGUACCUGGAGAUGGUUGUUUGCCAGGCCUCCGUGCUCACCAUCGUGGCCGUGUCCAUGGAGCGGUACCUGGGACUCACGCACCCUCUCAGGGCCAGGUCUCUGUGCACCAGCAGUCGGACCGGCAGAGCUGUCAUCCUGCUGUGGGUCACCUCCCUGCUGGCCGGGUCACCCGUGCUGUCCAUCGCCGAAAUAAAGACGUUUCACCAUAACGACACCGGCACCAUCACGAUGUGUGACACGACCGUGGACGAGACGUGGAAGACGGCGUACGUGCUGGGCAACACCGUGCUUUUCUUCGUGCUGCCGAUGCUGCUGCUCUGCGUGCUCUACUCGCUCAUCGGCCGGAAGAUGAUGGGGACGUGUCGGCUCAACUCUGAGGAGGCCAGUGACAGCCUUGUCGAGCGUCAGCGUUCCAGGCGGCGGGUGGUGUACAUGAUGGCCACGGUGGUCGUGGUGUUCUUCGUCUCCCUGCUGCCUCAGCGCGUCGUGCAGCUCUGGCUCAUCUUAGCUACCCGCGAAGACAUCGACUCAGCCUUCUCUCAGCACGACCUGCAGAUCCUGGUCGUCUUCCUGCGCAUCAUGCUGUACCUCAACUCCACGCUGAACCCGAUCAUCUACACGCUGUUCUCCACGCAGUUCCGCAACGCCUUCUUACGCCUCGUCGGGUUCAAGAACAAGUCCACCUCCGUCCAGAGGACCACCAACACCCGAUUCUGGCUCGUGCGGUACCGGAACACGCUGGAGAUCCACGGCAAGGGAGCGCACCGGACGAAGACGGAGCCAGGGUUCAUCACCCCGCAGUCGUACCCGAUGCUCCCCAUCGUCACGCCUCCCGGCAUCACGACGAAUAAGAGAAGCAAAAGACUCGCCAGUCGGCCUCCGAUGACCGCCUCCCCGCGCACAUGCACACCCUCUCCGGUAAGCCUGCACGUGAGACACAACUCCAUCGUGUCCAUGGUCCCGACCAUCCACUUCAGUGACUCCGAUGAUCACAUUGACCAGGAGGUGCCAAAGAACGAAGAAGUGCAGAUCUAUGAGGUCCGGCCAGACAAUACCCUCCUCAGACCUUUCGGCGGGGAGACAAGCAGAAUCACCAACAGCACGUCUCUGAGAGAUGUCUACACUGACUCCGCGGCAGAACAAAACGAUGCGGACACAAAGAACUGUACACCUAUAUCAAAGAGCUUCUAGACAGUUAUGGCGACAAUAUAGGGCUAAUCUAUUCCAACUACAGCUCGAGUCCGCUUAGCCCCACAAAAUGCCGAU